This is a messenger RNA of Ilyonectria robusta, 486 nucleotides long. RefSeq lists its product as uncharacterized. The record is from RefSeq and is a predicted model, not a curated record. The coding region runs from base 1 to 486 and encodes 161 amino acids. NCBI's taxonomy places the organism in Eukaryota, Fungi, Ascomycota, Sordariomycetes, Hypocreales, Nectriaceae. The transcript has a single exon. Gene Ontology annotation, molecular function: saccharopine oxidase activity; sarcosine oxidase activity; flavin adenine dinucleotide binding.
AUGGACAUCACCGUCAUCAACCGCGAGCGUUGGGCCGAGCCCGAGUGCGACUGGGGCGUGCGAAGCCUGCCGCGAGACCAGGCGUACCACCCCACAGACACGCAGCCGCGGGUCGGCCGGCAAAAGACGCUCGAGUUUGCACGGUACAUCUUGCCCGAGUUUGGCGACGCCGAGGUGGAGAGCAGUAAGUUGUGCUGGGACGUCGAAACACACGACGAUCACUGGAUCAUAGAUUAUCAUGAAUCCGCGCCAGAUUCGUUGUUCAUCGCGACGGGUGGCAGUGGUUAUUCAUUCAAGAACCUUACCAAUGUUGGCAAGUACGUCGUGCAGGCGCUGGAGGGAACGUUGGAUACCAAAUGGAAGGAUUACUGGCGUUGGCGGCCAGAUCGUGUUGGCCAGUUUCCGGAGAGGGAGCAGAGGAAUGCGCGAUUCAAGUGUGACUUGCGGGACUGUGAGGGAUGGAAGCACACUGCCACACAGCUGUGA